This is a messenger RNA of Trichoderma aggressivum f. europaeum, 1065 nucleotides long. RefSeq lists its product as uncharacterized. The coding region runs from base 1 to 1065 and encodes 354 amino acids. Gene Ontology annotation, molecular function: catalytic activity. The transcript has a single exon. Lineage: Eukaryota; Fungi; Ascomycota; Sordariomycetes; Hypocreales; Hypocreaceae. The record is from RefSeq and is a predicted model, not a curated record. Gene Ontology annotation, biological process: nucleoside metabolic process.
AUGUCCUACGAAAGCUAUACUGUUGCCGUGAUAUGCGCCAUGAGCUUCGAAAUGAGUGCCGUUCGUUACAUGCUGGACCGGGAACACCCUCGCCUACAGAGAAAAGAAGGAGACUUCAACACUUAUGUUUUGGGCGAGUUGUACGGAAACAACGUUGUGCUUGCAUGUCUCCCUGGGAAUCAAGGAAAGGGGUCUGCAGCAACUGUCGCUACCAACUUGGCGCGGACAUUUCCCGCUAUAGCAUUGAGAUUUCUCGUUGGAAUAGGUGGAGGAGUACCGAGUGAUAAGCAUGAUGUUCGCCUAGGCGAUGUGGUUGUGAGCAUGCCCAGCGGAGAAUAUGGUGGCGUGGUGCAGUACGACCUAGGGAAGAAGACAGAUUAUGGCUUCGAUCUUAAGGGAUUUCUGCAGCCUCCUCCGCCGUUGCUACGAAGUGCGGUUGAGACCAUGCGCUCUGAUCAUCUUGUUAGUGACAACAGAAUCGAGGAGUUUGUCUCUCAGAUGCUGCAGAAAGGGCCGCGUCUUUCCGUCUAUCAAGCUCCUGCCAUCAAGACCGACAUCUUGUUCACGAAAGGGUAUUCUCACGAUUUUAACCAGUCCACUUGUGACCGAUGCGAUCGUGAGAGAGUUGUUGCUAGAAGUGAUCGCCAGUUCCCCGGACCUGAGAUACACUACGGACGAAUUGCCUCUGGAGACACAGUCAUGCGGAGUAGCAGCAGUAUUGGUGCGAGUUAUUUGGAGGAUGUGCUCUGCUUCGAGAUGGAGGCAGCGGGAUUGAUGACGGAGUAUUCUUGUCUUGUCAUCCGUGGCAUCUCCGAUUAUGCGGAUUCUCACAAGAAUGAUUCGUGGCAAUAUUACGCGGCUGCGACAGCGGCUGCUUGCACAAAGGAGCUUCUUUCAUAUCUACAGCCCAAUGAGAACGUGUCAGAAGCGGGAGCUUCAUCUCUUCCGCUCUUGACGGGAGACGAUGGGACGGCACUAAAUAACAUUUCUCGUUUUUCUGGAACAGGUAUUCAGCACUCGGGAGCGGGAACUUUGUCAGUUGGAGGCGACGUGAAUAUUGGCUGA